Nannospalax galili (Upper Galilee mountains blind mole rat) is the source of this 1117-nucleotide messenger RNA. RefSeq names its product transmembrane protein 275 (gene Tmem275). The transcript has a single exon. The coding region runs from base 1 to 513 and encodes 170 amino acids. The record is from RefSeq and is a predicted model, not a curated record. NCBI's taxonomy places the organism in Eukaryota, Metazoa, Chordata, Mammalia, Rodentia, Spalacidae.
AUGCCGCUGGCAAAGACGAGCAAGGCGCCCACGGCCCGCACCCAAGGCGGACUGCGGAGCUUGCCGUCGCCCGCGCUGUGCUUCGCGUGCGGCCUGUGCGUGCUGCUGGCGGGCGUGAACGUGACCCUGGUGGGCGCUUUCGCCGCCUUCCUGCCCCGGUACAACACGCCACUGGUGGUGGGGCCGGUGCUGCUCGUGCUGGCGCUCGGUUUCUUCGCCGCCUGCUGCGUGUGCAGCCGCCGGAGCCCCUCGCCCCGCACGCGCUCCUCGGCGACGGCUGGCCAGGGCGGCGGGCGCGCAGGGCCUGUGGCACUGGAAAUGGAGAGUAGCGAGCGCACGGCGCAGGACACCACGGCCGUGCAGCUCAGUCCCGCCGCCUCGGCCGCGUCAUCCGGCCACUCUAGCCCCGGCCUCUUCGCUCUGGAUGCACCUGCACCUGCGACCACAGCCGGCCACCUGCCGCGCACGGAACAGACCCAGCUCAAUCUACCCAGGGACCGGGCUGCCUCUUAGAGGGCCAGGGCCCCUGGCUGACUGGAUUCUCUGUUUAGUGCAUUUUAAAAGAAAACUUGAAAAAGAAAGUCUUAUAAGCCCAGGGACUUGGCACUAGUGUCCUCAUCUGUCCCUUCUCCAUGGCACUGGGUCUCAUGCCGCCAAGAAGGGUGGGAUCUCUAAGCUCUACUUCACUGCCACUCCCCCUCUCCACAUUGAUGAAACUGGACCCUGGGCCUGGGAACCUCCCCCCAGCCAUUUGAACACUAUGGAGGAAGAAGCAUCUACUCCAGAGGGACUACUUAGGCCCUGGGACAGGAAGAGAGAAGGAAUGGCAGGUGGCAACCAGACUCUGUGCACUGUGAAAGACCUCUAGCCUCCUACCGUUCCCCUUCUUCCUUGUCUCUACCCCAACAUACCCUUUAGGGUUUUGAGGAACAAAGCUUCUGACUUCAGCCAGGAUGGUCCAUGAGAUAAGUUGAGACCACCCUUUUUGUCUGACUAGGGUCAGGGGAGCUGAAGCUGGGGGUCUCAGUGGUGAGGAGACUUUCCAAUCCUGAAGGUCCCUGUGUGAUUUACACUGCCAGCAACACCAGCCACCCAUGACUGUGCCACAAUUGCGCAU